Messenger RNA from Exophiala xenobiotica, 2364 nucleotides. Its product is annotated as phosphate:H+ symporter. Gene Ontology annotation, biological process: phosphate ion transport; transmembrane transport. The record is from RefSeq and is a predicted model, not a curated record. The coding region runs from base 511 to 2253 and encodes 580 amino acids. Gene Ontology annotation, molecular function: phosphate transmembrane transporter activity. Lineage: Eukaryota; Fungi; Ascomycota; Eurotiomycetes; Chaetothyriales; Herpotrichiellaceae. The transcript is spliced from 3 exons. Gene Ontology annotation, cellular component: membrane.
CCAAAAGGCUUCUCGAACAAUGUGGCCCCCUCAAGCGAGGCCCCCAUCGACACACCCGCCAGAGCUAGGAUCCGCCGAACCCUGUCCAUAUCCUCUUUCUCGCAACCCUCCCAUGCUCUUACGCAGUCCGAGACUGUUGAUCCAGAUCCACAGCGUUAGCCUCGCCCUUGGAUAACUUUCUUCUGGCUCACGCGUGCUCUUGCAAGGCUUCCUAAUUGGCCUCGAUAACGCCUACGUCGUUUCUGUCAAGCUAUAGGGCGAGUUGGUGCAUGGUAGUGUCCAUUUGGAAAAAGUUCGCCUUGGCUCCACUGCAUCGGUUUGCCCAGGAUGAAUGGAACCCAUGUCUAUGGCCAACAAAGUAUAUGUAUCACACGCUUGCCGGCUUGGAAGCUGCGUCCGUCCUUCUUCGCACGACUCUUCAAUCAAACAAGCGUUCUUGUCCAAGCCUUGCCUUUGCUUGGAAUUUCUUGGCUUUGUCUUUAGAGGAUACUGUGUAUCUCAUCCUAUACCAUGGCUCAGAAGACUGAGGGCGGCAACGCCGCCUUCCACAACUUCCACAAUGACUUCGCCCACAUCCAGGACCCCAAUGAGCGACGAAGACUCGCCCUUGCCGAAAUCGACAAGGCCCCAUUCGGUUGGUAUCAUGUCAGGGCGAUCGUCGUCGCCGGUAUUGGUUUCUUCACCGACGCAUACGACAUCUUCGCCAUCAACUUGGUUACCGCCAUGUUGGGUGUUGUCUAUUGGCAAGACGCGGCCAACCCCAAGAACGCAGGCAAAAUCCCCUCGAACUCUGAUACUGCCAUCAAAGUUGCGACAUCGGGUGGUACGGUCCUUGGUCAGGUCGGUUUCGGCUGGCUUGCAGAUAUCGUCGGCCGAAAGAGGAUGUACGGUCUUGAGCUGAUCCUCAUCAUUUUCGCAACCUUGGCCCAAGCUCUUUCUUCCGACUCACCAUCCAUCUCCGUUGUUGGUGUCAUCAUCUUCUGGCGUGUUCUGAUGGGUAUCGGUAUCGGUGGUGAUUACCCCCUUUCCUCCAUCAUCACAUCUGAAUUUGCCACUACCAAGUGGAGAGGCGCUAUGAUGGGCUCCGUCUUCGCCAUGCAGGGUAUUGGUCAAUUCUGUGCCGCCAUCAUUGCUUUGAUCGUCUGUACCGGCUUCAAGCAGUCUCUGAUGACCGCGAAGACUGUUGCAGACUGUGACGGUGUUUGCCAACUUGCUGUCGACAAAAUGUGGCGUGUCAUCAUUGGUUUCGGUGCUGUCCCGGGUUGCAUUGCCUUGUACUUCCGUCUGACCAUCCCCGAAACCCCUCGUUACACUUUCGAUGUCGCCCGUGAUUCCGAAAAGGCUGUCGAGGAUGUCAAGGCCUACAAGAGCGGCAAGGCUGAGGGUCAUCCCGACGAGGUUAGCCGUGCCGCCGUUCUGCAAGAUUCUCGAACGCGUCUUGCGCCACCCAAGGCUUCUUGGAGUGACUUCUGGGCUCAUUACUCUCAAUGGAAGUUCGGAAAAGUGCUUCUCGGAACUGCUGGUUCCUGGUUUUUCCUCGAUGUCGCCUACUACGGUCUCGGUCUGAACAAUUCCAUCAUUCUGACUGCCAUCGGAUAUGCCAAGGGUAACAACGUCUACGAAAUCUUUUACAACACUGCAGUUGGCAACUUGAUCAUCACCUGUGCCGGCGCCAUCCCUGGCUACUGGGUUACAGUUGCUACUGUCGAUACCAUCGGUCGCAAGCCCAUUCAGUUUAUGGGUUUCACUAUUUUGACCAUUGUCUUCAUCAUCAUCGGUUUCGCUUAUCACAAGUUGGGCGAAGGUGGUCUCCUCGCCCUCUACGUUAUCGCUCAGUUCUUCUUCAACUUUGGACCUAACGCCACUACUUUCAUCGUUCCUGGAGAAUGCUUCCCUACCCGUUACCGAUCCACCUCUCACGGUCUCUCUGCUGCCUCCGGCAAGAUUGGCGCCAUUAUUGCCCAGUGUGUGUUUGGACCCCUCAAGACAAAGGGUCACGUCACCAAGGACAACCCUACACCUUGGGUGAACCACAUCAUGGAGAUCUUCGCUCUCUUCAUGCUUUGCGGUGUCUUCACCACCAUGUUGAUUCCAGAGACCAAGCGAAAGACUCUGGAAGAGCUUGCUGGUGAAGUUCCAGGUACUUCCAACUAUGACCCCGAAACUGCCGGCCAUCGCAAGGAUUCCUAUGUGCCUACAGUUGCAAAUGGAGGUCUCACCGAGGAGAGUCACGAACAAAAGUCUGCUGUCUAAGAGAUUCUUGGCUCGACAGUCCAGCUAUCUUUGGUACAUGUCUUAACGGUGUAUUCUCAAUACUUGUGGUUGAAUGUAGACUAAUUUGAUAUACUUUCGUCAUGAGGCGAC